Molecule: messenger RNA, 1777 nt
Organism: Magnolia sinica
Lineage: Eukaryota; Viridiplantae; Streptophyta; Magnoliopsida; Magnoliales; Magnoliaceae
Exons: 10
Coding region: 48-1580 (510 amino acids)
Source: RefSeq, a predicted model, not a curated record
CUCGUUUCUCUCAUAUUUUUCAUUACCAACCCCAUCACUCGCAAGCGAUGAAGAAGGAAGAGAAGAAGAAGAAAAUUACAGAGCGCUUCGUCAUCUCUCCUUCUCUUGCUCUCCUUCUCUAUCUCUUCAUCUUCUCCAUCUCGAAUUCGAUCUCGGUCGUUUCGGCAGGUGAAGAAAUCUCAAUCGCUACUCAUCCUACUACGUUGCUGCUGUCGUCUGGCCGAGCAGUGGAAAAUUCACCAGGUUCUAAGCCUGGUACCUUAAUGGUUUGUGAGAGGAUUCACAUCCGUGGCCAGCCAAGGCUUCAAAAUCUGGGGAAGUAUGCCCAUUCAUUGAAAGUGAAGGUGAACAUAACUCAGACUAGUUCAAGAGCUCAUCCACGAAAUAUUGAGGUCUGUUUUCAUAGGAAUGCAUCUCUUCAGAUUGGCAUGUGCCCUCAAAAUGAAUGGGAGAAACUUGGUAAGGAUUUAUUGGUACGAUACAUGUCACCUUACGACAAUAAGCUUCUAGACAUACGGAUGCCUGGUCGCUCCAUAGAAUUUGUUGAGGUAUCCACUGAAGAAGAAUUCCGGUUGUAUCGUGUUAUCUUUUUGGUAUUGGGGAUAGUUAUGAUGACAUUAGCGCCUGCCCUGAGCAAUUCGGUCAUUUUCUACUAUAGCAGUGCAAUGACUGUUGGCAUCGUCCUUGUGAUACUGAUGGUCCUUUUUCAGGGGAUGAAGCUGCUACCGACAGGUCGAAAGAGUUCACUUGCAAUAUGUAUGUAUUCGUCAAUUGUUGGUGUGGGAUCUUUUCUUCUCAGCUACUUAUCUGGAUUGUUGCGUUCUGUACUUGUACAGAUUGGGAUUAGUGAGGAUAUGUACAGUCCUGUGGCGAUAUUUCUUCUUGUUUCCCUUGUUCUGGCUGGAGCUUGGUUAGGGUUUUGGGGUGUCCGCAAACUUAUCCUGACUGAAGAUGGAUCUGUUGAUAUAAAUGUAGCUCAUUUUGUUUCAUGGUCCAUUUGGAUUUUUGCCGCUGUUAUGAUUCUUCAGAGUUCUCUGGAUGCCCUACUGGCAACAGAAGCAUUGGUUUCUGGAAUAAUUGUCUCAUCAAUAACAAGGAAGAUUGGAAACUCAAGAUUUUUACGUCACUCGUUCAAGUAUUCAUUUAGAACAGCAAAAAGCAUCCUAAAACAUUCUCAUAUCCAAAGGUCAGAUGAUGAUUCUUAUGCAGAAUAUAUGGGAGGGAUCAGAAGGUCAAAAACUGGGUCGCUUAGGUCUCGAACCAGACCGUUUAAAUUGGCUUCCUGCACUUCUCCUGUUCAAGGUUUGACUAAGACACCACCCCACCAGCCAUCAGGUACAGAUACAUACUAUUCAACCUUCCACAACACUCCUGAGAGGAAAAGAUUCUCAAAGGAAGAGUGGGAGACAUUCACUAGAGACUCCACAAGGAAGGCCCUGGAAGGCUUGGUCUCAUCUCCUGACUUCACUCAGUGGGCCGUAGCCAAUGCUGAUAGGAUCACUUUAACUCCCACUGAUGACAGUAAAACUAAGCCACAGCAGCAGCGAUGGCUCCGUUGGUUUCAGGCAAAUUGGCUUUGAGCCUGUGACUUCAAAGGAAUGUGGAUGGAAAUGUCAGAACAGCAUAGAAAGCUAGGGUGAGCAUAGAGCUGGUGCGAGGAUUGUUGUGUUGUAAAAUGUGAUACAGAUUCCAUACAUGAGUUUUGGAAUUUGGCCUUUCUAAUGUACUGAUCAGAUGUUUUGAGAUUCAUUAUAAGAGGAUGAAAAUUUCUGUUUCA